AGUCCAGCGGCGGCGCAGACCCGCUGGGGAGCGAAGUGGACGCGGCAGGAGGCGAGAGGCUGUGGGGAACCUGGGAGUGGCUGGGCGACUCUUCAGCACCGAGCUCCGUCCGGUGCUCGUCAGGGCCCAGGGCCGUCUAGGCCGGACAGCCACGGCGAGGCGCGGCUCCUGAUGUCCACCGCCUGUCCUUCCUCACCUGGGCCGGGGUACUUGGCCGAAGAAACGACUCUGAGUGUUCCAUGAUUCCAGAAAUGAAGCAUCCACUGGAAUAAAAAUCACAGUCUUCUGUAACUCUUAGAUGAACAGCUCAUGCCACAGAUUAUACUUCUCAAGAAAAACAAAGGCACUCCACAUAUGUGGUACUUUGUGAGGUGGGGAAUUCUGAGUCAGGACUCUACAUUGUUCUAGCUGGUCUAGAACUCACUGUGUAGUACAAGCUAGCCUCAGACCUUCAAUUCCCCUGACUCAGCCUCCUAGGACACAACACUAAGCAAGACCCAAAAGUGGUGUGUUGGAGAUCCUGAGCAUUCAAAAUGCAACCAGACAUGUCCUUGGACAAUAUUAAGAUGGCAUCCAGUGACCUGCUGGAGAGGAAAGACCUAGACAGCGGAGGCUUCGGGAAGGUGUCCUUGUGUUACCACAGAAGCCAUGGAUUUGUCAUUCUGAAAAAAGUAUACACAGGGCCCAACCGUGCUGAGUACAAUGAGGCUCUCUUGGAAGAAGGGAAGAUGAUGCACAGACUGAGACACAUUCGAGUUGUGAAGCUACUGGGCAUCAUCAUAGAAGAAGGGAAUUACUCCCUGGUGAUGGAGUACAUGGAACAGGGCAACCUGAUGCACGUGCUAAAGACCGAGAUAGGUGUCCCACUUUCUGUGAAAGGAAGGAUAAUCGUGGAGACCAUAGAAGGCAUGUGCUACUUACAUGACAAAGGCGUGAUACACAAGGACCUGAAACCUGAAAAUAUCCUUGUUGACCGUGACUUUCACAUUAAGAUAGCUGAUCUUGGUGUGGCUUCCUUUAAGACAUGGAGCAAACUGACUAAGGAGGAAUUUAACAAGCAGAGGGAAGCGAGCACCACCACUAAGAAGAACAACGGAGGCACCCUCUACUACAUGGCACCCGAACACCUGAAUGACAUCAAUGCAAAGCCCACGGAGAAGUCGGACGUGUACAGCUUUGGCAUCGUACUUUGGGCAAUAUUUGCAAAUAAGGAGCCCUAUGAGAAUGUCCUCUGUACUGAGCAGUUCCUGAUCUGCAUAAACAAUGGGAACAGGCCCAAUGUGGAGGACAUCAUUGAGUACUGUCCAAAGGAGAUCAUCAGCCUCAUGGAGCGGUGCUGGCAGGCGAUCCCAGAAGACAGGCCAACGUUCCUUGGCAUUGAAGAAGAAUUUAGGCCUUUUUACUUAAGUCAGUUUGAAGAAUAUGUAGAAGAAGAUGUGGAAAGUUUAAAGAAAGAGUAUCAAAGUCAAAGCCCAGCUUUGGAGAGAACGUUUUCUCUGCAGAAUGACUGUGUGCCCUUACCUCCAAGCAGGUCAAAUUCAGAACAACCCGGUUCGCUGCACAGUUCCCAGGGACUCCAGAUGGGGCCUGUGGAGGAGUCUUGGUUUUCUUCCUCCCCAGAGUUCCCACAGGAAGAGAAUGAGCGCAGUGUGCAGGCUAAGCUUCAAGAGGAAGCCAGCUACCAUGCUUUUGGAGAAUUCGUGGAUAAACAGACAAAACCACAGCCAAGGCAGAAUGAGGCUUACAACAGAGAGGAGGAAAGGAAACGAAGGGUCUCCCAUGACCCCUUUGCACAGCAGAGAGCUCGGGAGAGUGUUUGGAGUGCAGGAGUAAAGGGUCCUUCCGAUCCCAGCACAACCAGUCAUGGAAAUGCAGCACACCAGCUGUCAGGGCCAGCCAGCCAAACACAAGUGCCGAUUUGGAACAAUGGAUUCUAUAAUCAGCAUGGGUUUGGAACUACAGGUACAAGAAUUUGGUAUCAGCCAAAUUCAAGUCAAAUGUAUAAUCCUUAUAAAACUCCGGUGCCCGAGACCAACGUACUGGGAAACACAUCCACCAUGCCAUACUUCUCCUUGCCACUAACAGAUGACUCCAUAAGAUGUACUAUAUUCAAUAGUUCUGGUAUUCAGAUUGGAAACUACAAUUAUAUGGAUCUUGGACUGAGUUCACAACCACCAUACAACCCUUGCAAAGAAGAGUCAGCUUCCAGGCACCAAGCCAUCUUCGAUAAUGCCACUAGUCUGACUGAUAAACACCUGAACCCUAUCAGGGAAAACCUAGGAAAGCAGUGGAAAAACUGUGCCCGCAAGCUGGGCUUUACUGAGUCUCAGAUCGAUGAAAUUGACCAUGACUAUGAAAGAGAUGGACUGAAAGAGAAAGUUUACCAAAUGCUUCAGAAGUGGCUGAUGCGGGAAGGCACCAAGGGGGCCACAGUGGGGAAGUUGGCCCAGGCACUUGACCAGUGUCGCAGGAUAGACCUGCUGAACCACUUGAUUCAUGCCAGCCAGAGCUAAGCCUGGGCAGGCUCUGGCAGUGGGAACAAAACUGUUCAUCUGGUGCACAAACCCCUUUUGCCCCCCAGCCUCCAGAACUCUCUCAGUGUGAGCUCUGCAUCUAAGCACGCAGUGCCGUGCAUUUUGGAACUGGUGAAUGGGAAGGGAAAUCUGAAGCCCACAAUGACUCUUCAGAACGUACAAGCAUGAAGGCUGCUGAAUCGUCCAGGACUAGUAGGAGGAAAAAAAGAAAAAGAACAGCCUGUUGGGUUUUGAAAGGGAGAGCAAAUGUUGGGGGGAAGAUGGCCUUCGUUCAGCUUGUGUCAUAGUCUUCAUUUAGGUUAUUUGCUCAGUUUCCUGUGGUUUCUUUGGGCAAGGGGAAAACAAACAAAAAAAACAUUCAAAGAAUGUAAAAUCAGCUAGCUUACUGCUUCAUGUACUUCAAGUGCAGCAAACUUCUGCUCAAAUGCCUUCUAUGAGCCACGGCUCUUCUAAAAAUUAUAGGAUCUGUCAACUUUAGCAUCCAAUGCUGUACUGUCACUUUAAGCUUUAAGAAUCAUGUGCAAUUCUAGUCUAUAAGAUUAUCAAUUAAUGAGGAAUUUUUAAGGAGUGCUAAGGAGAAAAAAGAGAGAGGGCAGAGAGAGAUUUUCAGGUACUGAUUGUUAUCACAGAACUUCUGCUGAUUGCAACUACUGUAAAAACCUACUAUAAGUUUCUAAAGUUUCUCCUGCCAUUCUGGUGCUUCAUGCAGUUUCCUCGCCUGCAUACCCCACAGAGGGAACAGAUGUGCAGGAAACACUGAUCAGGAAACACCAUCUCUUCCUCCCUGGACAUGACUGGCACCUGACACUGCUCACUGUGCUCAAUAAACUGUCUCCUCUGUUUACUCCA
Messenger RNA from Grammomys surdaster, 3383 nucleotides. It is a transcript of the gene Ripk1, whose product is annotated as receptor interacting serine/threonine kinase 1. Gene Ontology annotation, biological process: protein phosphorylation; signal transduction. The record is from RefSeq and is a predicted model, not a curated record. Gene Ontology annotation, molecular function: ATP binding; JUN kinase kinase kinase activity; protein binding. The transcript has 12 exons. Lineage: Eukaryota; Metazoa; Chordata; Mammalia; Rodentia; Muridae. The coding region runs from base 534 to 2513 and encodes 659 amino acids.